Saccostrea cuccullata (small rock oyster) is the source of this 1872-nucleotide messenger RNA. RefSeq lists its product as uncharacterized. The coding region runs from base 473 to 1324 and encodes 283 amino acids. NCBI's taxonomy places the organism in Eukaryota, Metazoa, Mollusca, Bivalvia, Ostreida, Ostreidae. The record is from RefSeq and is a predicted model, not a curated record. The transcript has 4 exons.
GCCGGAUUUGCCGAUGUUGCCGCCGACGCCGGAUAAUGGAACGCGCGUUGCCGGCAAGCAAUUGCGGUCACGCAUUUUACCAUUGCCGAUUCAGAAACAAUAUGGCGUCGUGUCAUCGAGAGGAGGUUUACAGAUACUACAAAACGGCGAUUUCUUCCUUAGACUCUGAUAAACUACAACGUCAGUGCAUAAAAAUUAAUUACGGAGAACACCCACCAACAAAUAACAGGAUAAGUAUCCGUUUAUAGUUAAUUCUAUAUGAUUUUUUUAAUUGAACAUGUAAAGUACAACUACUCCGAAUUUUCUCCACACAUAUAGAAUAAACAGUUAUUUAUGUACAUCCUUUUGUAAUUAAACGCAAACUGCAUGAUAAGUAUUCCCACCUUUUUACGUCAUAUUUGACUGCUUAUUGCGUCAUAUCACCUGUCUGGAUAAAGAAUAUAGUCUUUUACUUUUUAUCUGUCUGUUGACGAUGGCCUCUCUUGAGCUUCUGCAUUGCCCUGGAUGCAAUUCGUUAUUUUUAUCAUUAUCUCACUUUAAUCAGCAUAAUUGCCAAGUAAAUUCGCCAGUACAACCCCUCAUUCUUAAGGACAACAUGACCACUGUGUACAGGGAAGAAGAACCACAUCAUGGACAGGGGGCUGCUUGUCAGCCAGUACACAAAGCUGCAACAAGCACUGUUGCAAUUGUACAUGCAGGUGAAGAAAAUGAAACAACUGUCACAGAACUUUCCCCUGCCACACCUGUGCAAGAUGUAAAGCAGACAUGGACCAACUGUCUUACCAAAGGCCUCAUCAAUUUUAGAGGUGAGUUGGAUGCAGAGUUUGCGUCGAAAAAGAAAACCCAUAAAGCAUUAUGGAAAGAAAUUGCUGAUAAAAUGAAGAACGAGUAUGGGUUUACUGGUGACUGGCUUCAGUGCCAGUCAAAAUUUAACAAGCUUACUGCCAAAUACAAGGCUGUAGAGGAUGCUAACAAGAAGUCUGGGGAGAGACGGAGAUCCAUGGAAUUUCACAAAGAAAUGAUGGAAGUUAUGGGUGAUGAUCCAAAAAUAACGCCAUUGAAAACAGUAUCUGUAGGUGUGAGUAAGGGUGUAAGUAUAAUUACUAGUGAGAAGGGGGAGAAAGAGGAGGGGCAUGAGAAGGUGAGUGGUAAAGUAGGGUGUGAGAAAGUGAAGAAAGUGUCUAAGCGUAAGAGGGAGGAUGAGUUGAUAGAUUUGUUGACUGAGGUGAGGGAUGACAGGAGAAAGUUUCAGGAGGAGCAGAUCAGAGUAAAUGAAAGAAAGCUGGUGCUUAUGGAGAGAUUAGUGUCUUUGCUUGAAAAUUAAGUAUGUGUUUUCUCUUCUGAUAUCAGAGAUCAAAUUAGUAAGUGCAUGUCACUAAGACCAGACCAAAGUCAAUUUUUAUUUGGAUUUUUAAUAUUUUGUGUUUUGAUUUAAUAUUAUAUUUGUUUGGAAAUUUGCUAUUUUGUCAAACAUCUUAAUUCAAAAUUUUGCUUAAAUUGUUUCAAUUUCAAAAUUAUUUCAAAAGAUAAUUUUAACUGAAGGUAAUAUAUUCUUAGUUUAUGGUCUAUGGCCCUACGGAGAAUGUUUAUCUCACAUACUUUUUCAAAACAAUGCAAUUCUGUAGAAUACAUGUAUUCCAAAAAAAAAACCCAAUUAAAAUUUUGUUUUUUUGUUAAAAUAAUUGAAAGAACCAUUCGCAUAUAUUUUUUUGUUACUUGUACUCUGACCAUCAUUUUUCAAGGUGGUAUAGUAGAUAGUUUUGUUGUUUUUUUUUCUUUUUAAGUUAUGUUAGAAAAUUAUUUUAAAACAAACAGACUAAGAACAGGUGUAAAUAUUGAUGUGAAUUUAUUAUUAGUUGUUGAUUGAACUUU